Necator americanus (New World hookworm) is the source of this 2253-nucleotide messenger RNA. RefSeq lists its product as uncharacterized. The transcript is spliced from 20 exons. Gene Ontology annotation, biological process: axon guidance. Bases 1 to 2253 code for a protein of 750 amino acids. Gene Ontology annotation, molecular function: zinc ion binding; protein binding. NCBI's taxonomy places the organism in Eukaryota, Metazoa, Nematoda, Chromadorea, Rhabditida, Ancylostomatidae. Gene Ontology annotation, cellular component: neuron projection. The record is from RefSeq and is a predicted model, not a curated record.
AUGGAAGAGGAACUGAAAUGUUCCUAUUGUCGCAAAUUUUUCGAAGAUCCUAUUCUUCUUCUCUGUGGACAUAGUUAUUGUAGAAGGUGUGCUUUGAAGGCCCAACAACCAUCCUCUUCGGUUCGACCUGCCACCCCACUCGGUCCCACAUCCCAUUUUCCACAAAUUCUUUCCUCCUCUCCACUUUCACCUCACUGCAGCAGUAGUGGUGCUUCGGACACGAUCUCGGUAUGUAUAUCCGAUCCCGAUCAUGACAGCGAUAAAAUGUCCGUGCUGUCGGAGGCUGACUCAGGCGUUGUUUGUAGUCGAACAUCCCGGCCAUCCUCAAUCGUUGGACCACCGAUACCACGAUUACCCAGUAUUCUUACGCCUUCCACCAGUGGUGUUAUAAUUCCCUGCGGUGUCUGCCAAAAACCGUCAUAUUAUGCUGAUGAAGUGGCAAUUUCGAACGCUCCCGCCAAUAUGGCAAUUCAAAAUGUGAUCUCACGCUAUUUUGCACAACAUCCACAUCUAUCGCCGAAGGAUACAAAACAGUCCUCGGAUGAAACGAAAAAGGAACCAAAUUGUCAGCUUUGCGAAGAAGAUAUCCGGCCAGCAACAAUUUUCUGUGAACAAUGUGAUAUUUUCUAUUGUCAACCGUGUCAAGUCGCUUUACACCCGCAACGGGGCCCAUUGGCGAAACAUACACUCGUGAACGCAUCGCAAAGACGUACAACACCUACACGGACCAUUAAAGAUUUGCGAUGUGUCCAACACAAAGGAGAGACGUUGUCAAUGUUUUGCCUCGUAUGCAAAACGGCUGUAUGUUGUCUUUGUUUACAGGAAGUGAAGCACUCAAGUCAUGAUGUGCAAGCACUUUCGGCAACAUGUAAAGCACAAAAGGCUGAACUCUCAACCACCCUACAACAAUUGAGCGAGAAAGCUCGAACAGCAACGGAGGAAAUUGGACGGUUAAAACAAAUGCAUGAUAAUCUUAAUAAUUCUUGCAAUGACUUCAAGUCAAACUUGUGCAUACAAAUAGAUGCGUUAAUUGAGCAGCUUCAAACGAGAAAAGAGCAAUUGAUGCGACAUGUGGAUGAACAAAAAGAUCAUAAGAAACAAAUACUCCGAGAACAAAUUUCACGUUGUACAGCGAAAUUAUCACGGACAACUGGACUAAUUCAGUUCUGUAUUGAAGCACUUAAGGAACCCGAUGCGGCAACGUAUUUACAGCAUUCCGCCGCCUUACUACAUCGUUCGACGAGUCAAGAAUUCCUAUGGCAUCGUGAAAUGAAGACAAAACCGGACGUGGAUCCAGAAAUUGUCCUGAAUCUGGACACAAAACAUCUACAGUACUCUAUUCAAACACUCGAUUUUGCUCAGCUAAAAGCUAACCAGAAUUCACGCAUCAACGGGGAUUCCACCAGAGGUAUAGUGUACAAUCACUUGUUCCCAUCACCGCCAGUAAUCGAUGCGGCCGAAUGUUCAGCGGAGAAUAAUUCCGUUACUAUUGUAUGGCGUCCACGACAGGAUGGUUGCGCCAUCGAUGGCUAUAGUCUUGAGAUUGACAGCGGGCGGGAUGAUGGGAAAUUUAAGGAAGUCUAUUGCGGUCGUGAUACGAUUUGUACCAUCGACGGUCUUCAUUUUAACACUGUUUACACCGCUCGAGUGAAAGCGUUCAAUGCUGCCGGUGAAAGUGAAUAUAGCGAACCGAUUUGUCUACAAACAGCUGAGGUAGCAUGGUUUCAACUGACAAAAUCCCCAUCGCAAAGAGAUAUGCAACUUUCAAAUGAAUGUACAUCAUUGACUGGUACUAGCUUGGAAUAUAGGACAAUUCUCGGAUCAAUUGCAUUUUCUAAGGGUGUUCAUUAUUGGGAGAUAAGCGUAGUACGUCACGACAGUAACGCUGACAUCGUCGUCGGCGUCGCGCAACCAGCCGUCAACAGAAACAUUAUGCUUGGAAAAGAUUUACAUGGUUGGUCAAUGUAUGUAGAUGGAGAGCGAUCAUGGUAUCUACACAAUGAAACACAUCAUAGUCGUAUUGUUGGUGGUAUAGGAAAAGGAAGUGUUAUCGGCGUAAAACUGGAUUGUAAUCGUGGAACAAUCGAAUACACAAUCAACGAUAGGAAACGAUUAUUCGAGAAGAGCACGUUUGCAUUCACGAAUCUACCCCGUGGACUCUACUAUCCAGCAUUUUCGGUGAAUUGCAACUCGACAAUUACUAUACAUACUGGGCUAUGUGCACCAUCGAGUUCAAGCAGCGAUAGCGAGUAG